AGUAAGGAACACAAAUUCUAUGAGUAUUUACUAUUAUCUUAUGAUCUUUGAAUGAGUAUCAUAAAAUUUUGAGUAAUUCCCAAAAGGGUAUUAAGCAGGGUAGGUGCAAUUUCUUUAUACCUGAUAUCACAGCAAAAGCUACAAGGUCAUUUGAGUAACUUCCACGCCUAAGCCAUUACACAUCAGCUUCAUCUUCAACCCUUGUACCGUUGAGAUGUUAACUUCUCAAUCUUCAUAUGUCCCGCCAUGUUUUUCCCACCUAGCCCUUGCUUCACGUUAUGGGAACUGAACAGAACAAAGAACAUAAAGAACAAACCAUAAUCUUAUAUAAAGCUUUCAACGACACCCUUUUGGUGUGUCGUUUAUUGUUCAUCUUCCUCGUUCAUCUUCUUGUAGAACUCGUUUGCUCGACUUAACCGACAAUGAGCUUGAUUGUUUCAGCUGUUUUCCUUUUUGUCAUAUUUUCUCUUGGAGCUGCGUAUGAUCCGUUGGAUCCGAAUGGGAACAUUACGGUCAAAUGGGACGUCAUGUCUUGGACGCCUGAUGGCUAUGUGGCAGUUGUGACAUUGAACAACUUCCAAAUGUACCGGCACAUAAUGAGUCCCGGGUGGACGAUGGGAUGGACGUGGGCGAAAAAGGAAGUGAUAUGGUCGAUGGUCGGGUCGCAAACGACCGAGCAAGGCGAUUGCUCCAAGUUCAAAGGAAACAUUCCUCACUGUUGUAAGAAAACCCCCACUGUUGUGGAUUUGAUGCCAGGAGUUCCUUACAAUCAGCAGUUUACAAACUGCUGCAAAGGUGGGGUUGUGGCAGCUUGGGGACAAGACCCUCAAGCUGCUGUUUCAGCCUUUCAGAUCAGUGUUGGCCAAGCAGGUACUUCAAAUAAGACUGUCAAACUCCCCAAGAACUUCACUCUGCUUGGUCCCGGCCCCGGGUACACUUGUGGCCCCGCCAAGGUCGUGCCUUCCACCACCUUCCUCACGCCCGACCGCCGUCGCAAAACUCAAGCUCUGAUGACUUGGAAUGUGACCUGCACUUACUCUCAGUUUUUGGCCAGAAAAAAUCCUAAUUGUUGUGUUUCUUUCUCAUCGUUCUACAACGAUACGAUCACGUCUUGUCCGUCUUGCACCUGUGGUUGCCAAAACAAGAACAGCUGCAUCAAGAGUGAUUCUAAGAUUCUUAAGCUGGUUGGAAUCAAUACACCAAAGAAAGACAACACCCCGUUGCUGCAGUGCACGCAUCAUAUGUGCCCGGUUCGAGUUCACUGGCACGUGAAACAAAAUUAUAAGGAAUACUGGCGGGUGAAGAUCGCCAUCACAAACUUCAACUAUCGAAUGAACUAUUCGCUUUGGUCUCUCGUCGUCCAGCAUCCAAAUCUGAACAAUGUAACCCAAGUUUUCAGCUUCAACUACAAACCCCUUGUUCCCUAUGAAUCAAUCAAUGACACGGGAAUGUUCUACGGGACGAAGUUUUACAACGACCUUCUGAUGGAAGCAGGGCCAUUUGGGAAUGUACAAUCAGAGGUAUUGCUGCAAAAGGAUCAGAACACCUUCACCUUUAAGCAGGGAUGGGCAUUCCCUCGGAAAGUUUACUUCAAUGGCGACGAGUGCAUGCUUCCACCACCGGAUACAUACCCGUUCCUGCCAAACACUGCCCGCCAAAGGCCCGUCGCCCUCUCAACAUCAUUUGCUUUGCUGCUGCUCUUCCUGCUGCUAGCUAUUUGUUGAGUCCCUUUCUAGAAUUCAAAAUUACACAUGAAGAAAGAAUGUAAUGUAAUUUUUCAGAUCAAGUCCAUAUUUUUGACAUAUAGGAACAAAAUCACCUGCAUACAAGAACUUACAAUCUUUUAGAAAGUUCAAAAUGAAGA
Molecule: messenger RNA, 1864 nt
Organism: Cucurbita pepo subsp. pepo (vegetable marrow)
Lineage: Eukaryota; Viridiplantae; Streptophyta; Magnoliopsida; Cucurbitales; Cucurbitaceae
Product: COBRA-like protein 4
Biological process (GO): plant-type cell wall cellulose biosynthetic process; cellulose microfibril organization
Cellular component (GO): plasma membrane
Source: RefSeq, a predicted model, not a curated record